Messenger RNA from Thunnus maccoyii (southern bluefin tuna), 6889 nucleotides. RefSeq names its product apoptosis-associated tyrosine kinase a (gene lmtka). Gene Ontology annotation, biological process: peptidyl-tyrosine autophosphorylation; brain development. The record is from RefSeq and is a predicted model, not a curated record. NCBI's taxonomy places the organism in Eukaryota, Metazoa, Chordata, Actinopteri, Scombriformes, Scombridae. Gene Ontology annotation, molecular function: ATP binding; protein tyrosine kinase activity. The transcript is spliced from 15 exons. The coding region runs from base 339 to 5285 and encodes 1648 amino acids.
CUGUUUGUAUGUUUCUGUGACUCAGUGCUGGAUUGUGGAAAACUACCUCAAAAACCUUCUCAUUGCUUUCAUGUCUGCCUGCAUGCUGAUGCUGCCGGCGUUAUUAAACAGCGACAAAGCAAUCAGACCACGAUGAACUCGGCAGCAGACUCACUGGACCAUUUAUUCAGUGUCUCUGCAGCCAAGCAUGCGGUUGUCCUUGCAACCAGGCUGCUGUCUGAAUGUUUGUGGGGUUGCCUAUCCAUGGAGCUUGUGUUUAUCUUCGCCUCCUGCCCUGCACUGAUGGUGUGGGGUGCCAGGAGUAGGCUUUUGCUGUCUUCUGCAACGCAACGAGGAGGAUGGUCUUUGCCCUACAUGUGAUUGUCAUGUCUUCAGCGUUUUUCAAUCCCAGUUUUGCCUUCAGCUCCCACUUUGAUACAGAUGGGGCUCCGCUGAGCGAGCUGUCGUGGCCUUCCUCCCUGGCUGUGGUAGCUGUCUCCUUCUCUGGCCUCUUCACCUUCGUCUUCCUCAUGCUGGCCUGCCUCUGCUGCAAGAAGGGUGACAUCGGCUUCAAGGAGUUUGAAAACACUGAGGGAGAGGAGUACCAGGCAGAUCUCUCGGCCCUGGCCUCGCCUUCCUCCCAGAAUGGCCCCGAGGUCUACAUUCUUCCCCUCACCGAAGUCUCCCUGCCUGUCUCCAAACAGCCUGGCAGAUCCAUCCAGCUGCUGAAAUCAUCAGACCUUGGCCGCCAUAGUCUACUUUAUCUAAAGGAGAUUGGACAUGGCUGGUUUGGCAAGGUUUUGCUGGGUGAGGUCAAUGCGGGCCUUAGCACCACCCAGGUGGUGGUGAAAGAGCUGAAGGCCAGUGCUAGUGUCCAGGACCAGAUGCAGUUCCUGGAGGAGGUCCAGCCAUACCGAACCCUCCAGCACCCUGCUCUCCUGCAAUGUCUGGCACAGUGCUCAGAGGUUACUCCUUAUCUGCUGGUCAUGGAGUUUUGCCCUCUGGGUGAUCUGAAGAGCUACCUCCGCAGUUGCCGGGUGGCUGACUCUGAGACUCCUGACCCUUUGAUCCUCCAGCGAAUGGCAUGUGACAUUGCCUCAGGGCUUCUACACCUCCACAAAUACAACUUUAUACACAGUGAUCUGGCCUUGCGAAACUGCCUGCUAACUUCAGAAAUGUCAGUUAAGAUCGGGGACUAUGGCCUUUCUCACAGCAGAUACAAGGAGGACUAUUAUGUAACACAAGACCAGAUUUGGGUCCCCCUGCGAUGGAUUGCACCUGAGCUCAUAGACGAGGUCCACGGAAACCUGCUGGUUGUUGACCAAACCAAGUCAAGCAACAUAUGGUCAUUGGGGGUGACUGUGUGGGAACUGUUUGAGCUGGGAAACCAGCCGUACAGACACUACUCCGACCGACAGGUACUGACAUAUGCUGUGAAGGAACAGCAGCUUAAACUACCCAAACCCCAGCUCCAAUUCCCCCUGGCUGAGCGCUGGUAUGAAGUUAUGCAGUUCUGUUGGCUGCAGCCAGAGCUGAGACCUAGCAGUGAGGAAGUACACCUUUUGGUUACAUACUUGUGUGCCAAAGGCUCCAGUGAGGCUGAGGAGGACUUCGAACAACGUUGGAAUGCUUUGAGACCCAACUUGCUUGGCAGCGCCUCCCACACAGCUACAUCCACAGCCCUGGUUCUGACCCCUACACCUGCCUCAGCUGACGACCCUGGUGCAGAUCAAACUCAGGCAGUGGAGCUGGCCUCCUCUGCUUCAUCCUCCUUUCCCCUCCUAGAGCACUUCUCUGACAGCUUUCACUCUGACACAGGAGAUGACCUACUGACUGUCACAGAGACCAGCCAUGGUCUCAACUUUGAGUACAAGUGGGAGCAGGCCCGAGCUGAACAGCCCUACUGCUCCUCCUCCACCAGUGGGCCACUGGGCCAGGGGAACCCACAUUACCAAGAUAUCUACUAUUCAAGUAAAGGAAACACCUCAGGGGGCUGCAAGACUGACGGCCUGACCUCAGGCAUUUCCCCAUCCUACUAUGAACCCGAGCACCCAGGUGUGGUCCCAGUGUUGAGUGCCCACAGCCCUUCAGUCAGCAGCGAGUACUAUAUUCGCAUAGAGGAGCCAGUAGAGUGUAACAUUAACCUGGAUGAUAACGAGGAAGACUACAGCCCAGGACUGGAAGCCAGCAACAGCAGGUUGUCCUCUGAAAGUCGGACUGGUUCAUCCAUGGCACAGCCCAGUGCUUAUUGGUCAACUGCUGACAACACUAAAUCUAUUGCCUAUGACUCUGAUUCAAGUCCCACUGUCCAACUAACCAUGGAGCCACUGCUGAAACAGGUAUCCAGCACCAGUCCUAUAAAGCUAGGCCACUCCCACAACUGCUUCUCAUCCUACCAGAGCAACACUGUCUACUGUGAACAAUCAACAUACAAAACAGGCCAAUCCUGUCUGUCUGAACUGGAUACGUCACCAGAGCCACGAUCAAACAUUGUCCAUCCAGUGGGGGGCUUAGAAAACCCACGCAAUUUGUUGCAAGCAGUCAGCAGCCCCAGCCUAGGGUUCUGCGAUCCCUACCUUGAAGCAAGCACAGGUCGUAGCGUGGUUAAUGAAAGCUGCCAUAAUAUGAUGGGUCCCCUCAGAAAGACACUACCCAUUGUUAACCACAUUAGCAUUGAUGUAGGUACAGAUGAUGGCCUGCUGGUGGGCCAGCGGAGGGAUGGAGACAUUGAUGAUGACUUUUUCUCUGAGGGAGAGGCCACUAACUGGACCUCAAACCAUUCAGCGAACAAUAAUAGCCUGAGUUUUGACAGCAGGCAGACAGGCAGUGGGCAUGAAAGUUAUCUGGACCUUCAAUAUACAGCUCACUCUAACACAACAGAAUUAUGGUCUUUGACUAAGGCCACCACUAAAACCUUCCACAGCUCCAGGUCUUGUGGCACCUUGGAGGCAGAAGGAGGUAAAGCUGCUAGCAAUCCCAGUGAAUUAGGUUCAUACAUUCACUUGUGUCACAAAGAAAGAGAGGCCACUCCAAUGGAAAAUAACCUACCUGUAGAUAAUCUAAGAAGUAUUGAUUCUCUUAUCAGCUCAAGUAUGAAUGCCAGGGGCACAGAGGGUGAGAAAUUAGAGGUAAAAUAUGAACAGCAACCAUUGCUUAAUGGAGAACGACUGUACUCUGAACCUAAGAUGAUACCUGAGGCAAGCUAUGUGAAGUCCCCAUCCUCUUUCAAGGAACCUCAGACGGGUCAAACUGGAGCCUUGACAGACAAGCAGAGGGGUAAUAUCUGGGAGGGGGUUUCAACAGGAGUCUCUGUUGGUCUGAGAGACAAGAGGCUAACCUAUCCAGAGACAUCAGAGAGUUGUAGAGUGUUAGACAGCAGAGUGGGCAUCAGAAACUCCAGCAUUAGCCUUGUUGAGCUUGGGGAUUACAGUGAGGAUGAUGACGAUGACAUUGCAGAUAUUACAUCAGGGAUCUUUGCUGACUUCAACCUGGACUAUGCUGAAGCAGAGGAGGAAGAGCUAAGCCCACUGAAGAAUCCAGAGGGAACUCCUGACUCUGUAGACACUCUUAACCUGUCCUCAUCAAUGGCAAGCCCCUGUGACCAGGCCUUCAGCCCAGAUCCCUUCAAUACCCCUGUCCUGCCCAAAUCACUGGACAGUGGAUACGACACAGAGAACAAUGAGUCUCCAGAGUUUAUCUUCAAAGAGCUUGGAGAUCCCCGAGGUGGUGACAGGAGCCCUAGGCUGGGUGGAGAAACUGAACUUGUUCUGCAAGUGGGUUUAGGCCAAGGUGUCUGCACUUCCGCCAGCACCUCAGAGCUACAAUUAAAGGGCCUGACUGAUAAGAACCCAUACAGGGAUUCGGCCUAUUUCUCUGACUAUGAUGCCGAGAAUGAGAGAAGCCCUCGAGAGGAAGGCAGUAAGUUCUUUACAGGUCCAAAUAGCCAUGACUUGCAUGCUGAGAAAUUAAGCUCUAACAGAGAUGAUGAUCAUAUCAAAAGGAAAUUCAACAACGAGGAACAUUUAAUGAAUCUGAGACAUAUCAAAAGCUGUGUUUUGGCAAAUCUCUCAGAGGCUGACCCAGGUUCACGCCAUCCCCUUUCCACUCCUGGGUUGUCCAUGCUGUCACCAUUUCCUCCGCAGAUGGGCGGCUGCCUGACCAAAGAGUCUUCCCCUGCAGAUGAUGAUCUUGGAUUGGAGACAGAGAACUCAGUAGAAGAGCCCUCCUCAGAGAUUAGCUCCUCCAUUGUGUCUGAACCUUCCUCUACUGUUCAGGAGGCCUCAGCAAACCACGAGGAGGGGAACAGGAGAGCAGAAGAUUGUUCCCCUGUCCAGUAUUUAUGUUCUGACUCCACCAUAACUGACUACAGAGACGAGGCCCCAAAAGAGAAUGAAAAUGGUGAUGGAUCCACAGAGGAGGAGGAGCUGCCUGAAUUCAAUCAUGACAACGAAGAAACAGAGGACAGAAGGGAGGGUGUGGGAAUAAAUGAGGAAGAUUUUGAGGACAUAGACGCAGAGGAAUGUGACUCACAGGACAGUUUAUGUGAAGAAUCCAACGGCCCUGCUGACCUGUCCACUUCCUCAUCGUUGUUGGAGCUGUGCGGAGAGAAUGUAAGAGCUCCUCUGGAGGAGGCGGAGGAUGAAGAUGACUCGGAUGACAGUGAGUCUGAUGAAGAGUUGAGGACCUACAACAUCCAGGAUGAGGACAGUGAGGAGAGUGAGGAAGAUUUUACCACAGUGCCAGUGGUGGUAAGCGACUGCAGCAAGGCUAGACACCUCCGCAGCCUCCUGAAGAUGCCCACCUUGCUCACCCAGUCCUUCUGUGAUGAGUUGGAGAGAAAGAAAAAAGCUGUGUCUUUUUUUGAUGAUGUCACAGUGUUCCUUUUUGACCAGGAGAGCCCCACAGGAGAGCUGGCUGACUACACCUUCUCCACAGGAGCAGAGUCCAGUGGGCAGGAAUCCUCAGAGGAAAUAACUUCUGACCACCAGCCACAACCUGACCCUGAACUUGAAGCCCAAUCCUGUGAGACAUACUGUGUUUCUGAAGAAACAGAUGGGAACAACUCAGAAGAGGGUGGGGGUUACGAGUGGGAAGAUGACCUUCCAUUUGAGCCUUGCCCGUCUUCACCUGACACCAUCCCUGAGCCAGACUCCUCACCCACAUCCACACCCAAGAGUCCUGAGGCUCCGAAGCCUGCAGCUGUAGCACUUAAUCGUUUUAUUGUCUCACGAUUUUCCAUUACACACGUCUCCGACCCCCACAUGGGCACAGCAACAGGGAACAGUGAAGAUAGUCCAAAAGAUUGAGUGCCCUACGCACGGCCCCGACUGGAGGAGGACGAGUUUCUUCUCAACACAGAAAAGCAGCAUUAUUAUAUCUAGAUGUUAUACAGAGUUUUAUUUUUAUCGACGUUUGGGGCAUCUGACCCUGGUGACCCUUUAUGAGACAGUGCCUCAUAUUGUAGUGAAACACCCUUGAUGAUUUGCACACUUUGUUUUUUUUUUUUAUUUUGUGAAGAAAGAGUGAUAGCUGCUGAUAUGGCAACCUGAUUUAGACAAGCAGGAGAGUGGAUAUAAAAUCAGAUCAUAUAUUUUGCAGAAUUAGAAAAUUAUAUUAGUUUUAACAUACAGUAUAUGACAAUAACUACAAUAACUUAUUUGCUCAAUGCAGCAUCAACUUCUGUUGGUGACCUUACAGGUCAUUUAAUUUGUGAAUUAUAAAAUAAUCAUAAAAAUAAGAGGAUAAAAAAAGAGAAAUGAGAGGCUUUCUAGCUGCUCCUCUCAUUUGCUGCCUUGGUCCAUCUGCUUACCACUGAUCUGGCAUUUUUAAAGACUGUUAUAGCUCUCAUUGUUGGAGCCAGAGAAAAAAUGCUUGGUGAUUGUUGCGUACAAAGUUCUGGUGGAUUUCCAAAAACAAAAUCUGACUCUUUUUAACAGUUGUGGGUGGUGGUGACAAUGUUUGAAGAUGGAAGUGCUGAAACUUAGUCUUCAUUCAAGUUUUAGACUCUGACAAAGCCAAAUGAUGUUGACAGUUGGACUGAAAGGAAACACGGUGUUGUCACUCCCUAAUUUUCACCACCACUUGCUCUUGUUAAUGAUGACUUAUUGCAUCUGUCUAAAGCACUUUGCAUAGCCAAACUGGGUCCUUAUUUGUAGAAGUUGCUCUACAUCUCCCCAUCCUGGAAUGAAAUAUGUGAACAUGUGAGACUCCCCAUUUGUGUCCACAGUGCCAGCUACAGGUUCACUUUAUUUUGUGGCACAUUAGCUUAAAUUACGUUUCAUCUGCAAUAGAAUGACACCAAAGGGAUGGAGAGGUGUUUCAACACAAUUUGCCAGUGUCAUGUCAACAUGCCAGUCAUAAAUGUUGAAUGUCAGUCAGUAUCAUCUUUAUGCAUCUUUUCUAUGUCUAUGUAUUGUCCAUAGUCUCAUACAUAAAGUUACAUAAUUCUAUUACAAUUGUGCUGAAGCCCGGGUCCGAGGUGUACAAAAAAAAAGACAAACUAAGACAUAUCUCACAUAUUGUACGAAUGUUAUAUCAACAUGUAGCAGGUAGCUUGACUUGAAUUACUACUGCUGUAUCGACAGCUCCCUUCCCCUCUCUAUCCUUCUGUAGCUCAAAGUGCCAAUUCUGUUUCCUCUCACCUUGCCUUUUAAGUUCUGCAAGAAGAGAAAACAUUGCUAGUAUUUUUGUACGAGGAUUUGAAAAGAUGCAAUCCAGGAUGACGAUCUCUCAAAUUUGCCAAAGAGAUAUUACAAAGCCCAUUGGCUAAAAGUGGCAGACAUGUUUGGAGAAGAUGAGGAUGAGGUGGGUUGUUCUAUGCACCAGUAGUAACAUCAUUGCUGUUUCCAUUUCUCCCUCACUCAUGGCUAUUGUACUAUCCCAAACAAAUAAAUCCAAAUACUUUUUCCCU